AUGGAGUCUUCUAACUUUAAGCGUUGUCCCGAGAGUCGCAGUAGCGUUGGGCGAGUUGAUGACGAGCUCAAUGAAAUCUUUCAGCUCGAUGGUAUUUGGGAAACCGCUUGGGAGGAACCCAUUGGGGAUAUCAAAGAAAUGGUACUUGUUGACACCAAACAGUACGCCGCCUUUCUGAAAUGGCAGGCUGGGAAUCAUGAAGGUAAGUCUACCGAUGUCUCCGAGAAGAAGGAGAAUACCGACCUAACCCAGCUUGAGAAGCAAGAAAGCAACAUUCAGUCAUCCCAGCAUGACGCUGAGAAUCAUACUCGCGAUUCGCCGAGUGAUGACGAAGCCAGGACAUUGUGCGAAGAGUUUGAGAGAAAGAUGGACCGUAUGAGCAUCCUGCAGCUGAGUCAACAAACUCACCCCUUUAGGUCAGGUGCGCUGUUUGAUUCAGGGAUUCCACAGAUGCAAGUCAAUUUGUAG
Molecule: messenger RNA, 468 nt
Organism: Fusarium musae
Lineage: Eukaryota; Fungi; Ascomycota; Sordariomycetes; Hypocreales; Nectriaceae
Exons: 2
Coding region: 1-468 (155 amino acids)
Source: RefSeq, a predicted model, not a curated record